AUGUUGAGGUCUUUGUUUAGAGUUUAUGGGGUUAGAGCCCAUAGUAUUGUUUUGGAGCCUAAAGAACCUGAUGCAAUAACACCUCAUGCUCUUUUUUUGAGUUAUUAUCCGGCCCAAGGUGGCAGGCCCAUGGACCCUGAAGUGUAUCCACGGCCCACAGGUGAGGUUUACUUGUGCGGAAUGUCAUCGGAGGUUGAGGUGCCAGAGGAUCCAGAACAAAUAGUGGGCGACCCAGAGUCAUUACAGGUGCUAAAGAGAGUAGCCAGGAAUGUAUCCAGUCAUUUGGCAGAGGGAGAGGCACGAUUGAAGGCAGAGCAAGCAUGCUUCUUGCCAUGCACUGAUGAUAGUAUUCCUGUAAUUGGGGAGAUUCCAGGGGUGAAGGGUUGUUAUGUUGCCACUGGGCACAACUGUUGGGGUAUUUUAAAUGGUCCUGCCACUGGGGCUGCAAUGGCUGAGCUUAUAGUAGAUGGGCAAUCUAGCAUUGUUGAUCUCACUCGGUUUAGUCCUGCCAGAUUUGGUGGGCGUAGUAGAAAGGGCUAG
This is a messenger RNA of Dovyalis caffra, 540 nucleotides long. The record is from the annotation of a GenBank genome assembly. Lineage: Eukaryota; Viridiplantae; Streptophyta; Magnoliopsida; Malpighiales; Salicaceae.